AUGGGAAAUUGUACUCUUAAAUCAACAGAAUCAGAAGAUUAAACAGGUAUUAUUAUUUACAUAUUUUAGUCAUUUCUAUCUCUAAUUUCACAUAGAAGAAUGUUAUAGGCAAAGGAGGUUUUGGAAAGGUAAGAUUAUAGAAAAUAAUAAAGAAAAUUAGGUCUGGAUGGUUGAGAACAAAAAGUCAAAAAGUUUAUACGCUAUGAAAAUUAUGUCAAAAGCAAAGUAAAUUAUCAUACAAUUUCAAUUAGGAUCAUUGCAAAGAAAAGUGUCUAAUCAGUAAUGAAUGAAUUAUAACUACUUAGUUAAUUGAAACACAAGUAUUUCAAACUAUUUUAAAUAGCUUCAUUAUUAAUAUGUAAGCAGCAUUCUAAGAUCGAGAUAAUCUCUAUUUAGUCAUGGAUUUAUUGACAGGUGGAGAUCUGAGAUACCAUCUUUGUAAAUAGAGGAAAUUUACUGAAGAGCAAACUAGUACUCAAAAAUAAACAAAAUAGAAUUCUUUGUGGUUUGUAUAAUCGUCUCUUUGGAAUAUUUACAUGUUAAUGGAAUUCUUCAUCGGGAUGUGAAACCAGAAAAUUUA
Molecule: messenger RNA, 580 nt
Organism: Paramecium sonneborni
Lineage: Eukaryota; Ciliophora; Oligohymenophorea; Peniculida; Parameciidae
Source: the annotation of a GenBank genome assembly